This is a messenger RNA of Paramuricea clavata, 1026 nucleotides long. The record is from the annotation of a GenBank genome assembly. NCBI's taxonomy places the organism in Eukaryota, Metazoa, Cnidaria, Anthozoa, Malacalcyonacea, Plexauridae.
AUGGUCCUAUUAAAACGAAAAGAGCUAGCUAACCCGAAUCAAGAAACAAAUCGUGAAAGCAUAGUGGUAGAUGGGGAAAAGGGUGAAACUGAUAAAAAUCUCUUUGAAAAUGAUGUACAGUCAGCUACUCAUGAUGGAAAAGAUCCAAGCGUAACAGCUGCUACAAGGACAGGACGACCAAAGGUAAGCUACAACGAUGCAAGUGAAGCUACCAAAAGAAGAAUGAAAGUUGAAGCAAAAACGGCCGUUGCUGAAUUGGUACACAAAUGCGACAAAAUAUCUAAAGGUUGCUCUGAGCAAUUACUUAGUGCGGUAAUUGAAGAAACACCACUUAAAAACAUCGAAACCAAAAACAAUGAAGCCCAAAAACUGGAUAAUAUGAUGAAUGACUUACGCAAGUCCUACGACAAAGAGAAUCAGCGUUCUUCUAAUAAGAUUAGGUUGUUAAGCACGAUAGCUUGUCAUUUCACAAACAAAGAACUAAAAAAGGCAUUUCCUUGUUUGGACCACGAAAUUACCCAAGCUCGUCGACACGCAAAAUUCAUCGGACCUGGUGUCAUAUCUAAACCUACUCGCAUAACAAGAUAUCGAAUACCUGUUGAAGAUAUCGCAUUCGUAGUCGAUUUUCUCCAUCAUCCAGAUAACGUGACAAGAUCGUCUCAUAGAAUGGCUUCCUGCGAGGGUAAAAAGUCGUCAUGGCUAUCAGACCUGUUCGAGCAAAAAAGCCAGUCUGUAAUGUGGCUUAGAGACACUAAGAAUCAUCUAUAUGCUAAAUACAGAGAAGACUGCGAAGCAAACGGGAGACGGCCAAUAUCUGAAACAAAGUUUCGUCAAGGCUUGAACGCUGGAAAUUUCAAAGAAAUGGUGCAAAUGGUUGGGCUGUGCAAUAUAUGCGAUGAAAUUGGUGCUCGCAAUUGGGAAUGUCUUGAUAACAUUAUCGAUGAAUUAAAGAAUGAAAUUUCAAAUUCCUUGGUAGACGUGUCCACACUGAACGAAGAUAUGCAGGAAAUAAAUGUUCGAGGAUGA